Messenger RNA from Durio zibethinus, 1497 nucleotides. It is a transcript of the gene BZIP9, whose product is annotated as basic leucine zipper 9. The record is from RefSeq and is a predicted model, not a curated record. Lineage: Eukaryota; Viridiplantae; Streptophyta; Magnoliopsida; Malvales; Malvaceae. Gene Ontology annotation, molecular function: DNA-binding transcription factor activity. Gene Ontology annotation, biological process: regulation of DNA-templated transcription.
UGAGAUGCUUUAAUAUGCAUUAAAUUAAGGUGAUUUAUUAAUAGGAGUAUAAUAGAGCAUUGCAGUAAUGUGUUCAAUAUGAGGCGUAUAAGUCAAGGUGUAAUUAGUAAAUAAUUAAUUAGCUUUUGCUGGGAAAGAAACAAUUAGUUAUUAUAUAAACGGCUAGCAGAAGCUGGAUUAAUGCUAAGAGUACACAGUCGUUCUUCCUUGGGGAAUUGGCCUACCCAACCUUGCUUCUGCAUCAGUCAUUAAUUCAUCAGGGCUUAAGAGCAAACGAGAAGGGACAGGGUGCAUGUGCAUGUGGAUAUAUAUAUAUAUAUAUAUAAAAGAGAGAGAUGAUGAAGCGGAGCGCCUCGGAGUUGGCUCUUGAGGAUUUCAUCAGGAAGAAUAUGAAUACAAGUAGUAUGAUCACCUUCUCCAACGCCGCUAAACCCUCAGCCUCGCCCGAUACGGCUGUUGAUCUUAAUAAUUAUUUAUCGCCCGCCCAUCAUCUGUCUGACUUCAAAGAUCAUCCUUAUCAGGAAGUAAUUAAUGAAUCUUCCAGUUACGGCAGAGAAGUAGCUGAAACACAUGUAUUAUUGUCGCAGAAUCUCACCCCAAAGCGAUCCACCCUUGAUUCGCAAUUCUCCAUUUGUGGAAAUGUGUCUGCAGUGAAUAACCCCAAAAGUAGGGAGACUGAAGAUAGAGGAGUCACAAGUGCUUCCUCAGAUCAUGACCCAUCGGACGAUGAUGAUGAUGAUGAUGAUGAAGAAGAAGAAGAAGAAGAAGAUGUAGAAACUGACGCUGGGCAGUCUGAACAGAGAUCAGACCCCUCUUCUUUGAAACGCCUCCGGAGGAAGCUUUCUAAUAGGGAGUCUGCCAGGCGGUCAAGGAAAAGAAAGCAAGAGCAUCUGGCUGAUCUCGAAUUGCAGGCUGAACAAUUGAGGGGAGAAAAUGAUUCCCUUUACAAGCAGCUUACAAAUGCUCAUCAACAAUUUCGUGAUGCUGACACCGAUAAUCGAGUGCUUAAGUCAGAUGUGGAAGCCUUGAGAGCCAAGGUAAAGCUGGCUGAGGAUAUGCUUGCCCGAGGCUCCUUGGCUUGUGGUUUGAAUCAACUCCUUCAAAGUCACUUGACUUCACCGCAAACAAUUGCUACUCAUAAUCUUCGCCGGGUGGCAAAUGUCUCACCCACCAUUACCGUCCAUGGAGAUGAUCCCUCCUAUGCUGGAUUGAUGGUUUCUGGGAAUUCCGCCCUUGGACUUGCAAAUGCUGAUAUCAGCAAUAUUGCCAAUCUGAAUAAUGGAAUUGGUGGUGAUGCUGUGAGCUGUGUUACUGAGAUUUGGCGUUUGGAGUGAAUAUAUAUUUUCUGUGUCCCCUGCUUUUGCUUUGUUGGAUUAGAUCUAGUUAAUUGCUUUCAUGUUUCAGAUAUUUCUUUUGGAUGUGAAUGUAAAUUACUACUAUUAAUUAGAUUGAAGUCGGAAUUAAUGAAGUGAAUCUUGGAUUGGAUUAAUAAAGGGA